AUGAGCCCCAUCUCUGCUGAAUCAGACCAGGAGGACUCGGAUGCGGAACUGUGGAAGGCUUUCGAUGACGACACAAAAUUUCCUUCGAGUAAUGUUCUCAAGCGCAAACGUUUGUUUGCCGCAGAAUCGACUGCAUAUCGUGGGUAUCGCCGAGUGAAGCAACGUCGUCCUGCAAAGUCUUCAAUCCAGUUUCGCACCUCGUCCUGUCGCCUGGACGAAGCUGUGACGGAUCCCUACAUCAUAGCUGGCUUUCAAACACUUGAGGACGAGGAGGCAUUUCGAGGAAUCAGCCAGCUACCGACCGGUGUCAUUUGGGAGACAGCCCGCCUCGUCAGCUCCGAACGCCUUACUGAGGCUCGAUGCGAUGUCUUGGAGGGACUGCAGGGUUCCAACGCGGAUUCGGUCCCGCGAGCGCUGCAGGUGCUGACCAAGGAGCAAGCCCGAGGCAUCGAGGGCGACGCUGCGUUUUCGGCCGAACGACAGGCUCAGUGCCCCUGGUCCGAGCUAGAUCGGGAAGAACUUGCGCUGUCGGCGGAUCCGCUCGCUGGGCUGGGCAACUGCGCUGAGAUCGAGGACGGGGGGUAUUACGGCGGCAAGAUCUGCUUUGCGGGUGAUAUCGGGCUGGAUAAGGCGGGUGUGGCGACGAUUCUCUGCAAGUGGGCCUCCCGAUUCGCUCUCGGGCUGUCGAAUUCUGUCCCUGGCCCGGAAAUUGCGCCAGAACAUGUGGAGGAGAUACGAGAUCUCGGGUCCAGCGAGGGGAGUAAUAUGACUGACGGCUGUGGGCUGUCUACUCCUGCGUUGCAUCUCAAGGUCCGACGGAUGUUCAAUCUCGAGUCGACCCCGACUGCACUGCAAAUGCGGUAUGGAGGAAGAAAGGGCAUGCUUCUACAAUUCCCGGGUACGAAUCUGGACACGGUUCCUAAGGCUGCCUUCCGCGAUCCAUCACAGGUGAAAAUCCGGCUCGGGGCGCAGAGCCAACGGCACCGCGCGAACACCACUCUCGACAUUCUGCGCUUCUCCCGGACCAAGACCCCGACGCGCAUCUCCCCCGAGGUCAUCAUCAACCUCGAGCACAACGGUGUCCCGGCUUCGGUGUUCUUGGGCUUGCAAGAACGGUAUCUCGCGGCAGGCGUAGACGAUCUGGUCUUCUGGGCUCGCAUGACUAUGAUGGAGACAAUCUGGAUAUGUUCAAGCUCUGGUCGGCCGUUGAAAGAAGCGAAGGCGUGCAUUUUGCCCGCCGGCGGAUAUCGAGACGAGAUGGAGGAACAACACGAAGAGGACGAGGACGAGGACGGGGAUCUUACUGGAGAUCGUUUUGAUCGAGUUUUCCACGAGCGUUCGACUGCUUGGUGGCCCGAUUACAUCUCCGGAUGCCCUUCAUCUCUCGCCGAAACUGUGAUGGCACUCCUCGAUGCUGGUUUUACCCCGCAGUCUCUUCCCGUUCUCAGGGAUAAACUCAAACAAAUUGCACUGAAGAAAAUCAAGUACCGAUCCCAUCAUUUCAGAUAUGACGUCCUGCAGAGUGCAAGCGCUUUUGUUGUGCCCGACGCUUGGGAGGUCUUGGGCGAAAACGAGAUCCAUUUCAAGAGCUCUCGUCGAGAAUUCAAUGUUGGCUCGGAUGGCUUGGAGACGGACAUCAUCCUGGGGGACGUUCUGAAAAGUCAAAGCUGUCAAGAAAUCGAACUCCACGAUGUGGUGGAUGUGAUCGUUUGUUCGGUGAAAGGCUCGCGCCGGUUGAUUGACUACCUGGCUGGCGGUGACUAUGACGGGGACACAGCCGUGGUGAUAUGGGACAAGAGCAUUGUCGAACCAUUCAGAAACGCCCCGGAGAGAUUCUCUGUCGAACCGCGCGAACUCGCCGCGAAUUUCCAACGAAACGACACAUCUGUGUCCACCUUCAAUAUUAAUUUCUCCGGAACAUCAGAAGCAGAAAAGGUAUUUGAGUUGCAGUCGUACCUGCUUGGAUCGCUUCGCAAUCCGUCUAUGAUUGGGCGAUACUCGACGUUCCACGACAGUUCUAUUGUCCUGAAUGGAUACGAUCACCCGGAAACAAUCAUGCUGGCUUACAAAUUCUGCAAAAUUCUCGACUCUCCCAAGACUGGUUAUCUGAUCAAAGAUCAUGUCUAUCGAAACGACCUCGCACGUCCACACGGCAAUCCCCGCGGACCGAAGUGGAAAUCCAAGGCGAACGAGAGCCAAUUCGCGCACCAGUCAAACAGAGUGCCUGUCCAACGACGUUGCACCUCUGCCAUCCCGUCGCUCUCUCGUCCGUUCAUCAUGGAUGUUCUGCAAGACGAGGCGUCACGCCAGGAAGCUGUGUGGCUGCGAUCCAUCGAGGACCUCUUCCGGCCGUUCGAGCAGCAGUCUCCACACGUUCUCGAUGACGCGCUCGCAGAUCCGUGGCGCAAAUACGCCUCUUUUGCGGAUGCACGCGCGAAAGAGAAGGACGUCGGGCCGCGGAGCGAUCUGGGCAUCAUCGCCACCCAUGUGCAACGUUUGUAUGUUCGACACGCCCUUGUAUUGAGCGGACGGUCUGCCAAGGAAUUACCUUCCUCCCCUGCCAAGUCGCUUUUUACAGGCAAAGAGAUCACCGCUCGACAAGACGCACUUCGAACACUCUCACGUGACUUUGCGUCGGGCCCGAAGCUGGGCGAAUUGGCGACGAUGGCGGAUGAGGGUCUUGUGGCGAGGCUGCGCGCGUCGUAUGCGUAUCUUUAUGACUUUGAGAAGAAGGUGCACGCAGACGGUUGGUCUAGGUUUCCUUGGAAUGUUGCGAUGGGUGAGCUGUGCAAGAUCAAAGCGAGCUCGCUUGGCUCCCAUAAAGUUGUGACGACCUCCUUCUACGAGCGUGUCGCACUUGACGAGCAGCCUGCCAUCUCUAUCGCGCGCGCAUUGCUAGUUACGCCUAUGGGCUCUUGCUGCUCAACCCGCCGCAAGGAAUCUCCCGAAACGCGUCCUCUCCUUCGCGAAUCCUCCACAGAUGAGACCAAUGGUACCUAUCCCGGCCCCACGCGAUCGGGGUACGAAAAGUUCGCGGACGUGUUCGCAGCGCUGAGUGCGGGGAAGCUGCCGUCCCAAGAGCAGACCUCGACUGGUCUGAGGAGUCUGAUAUCUCUGGUCGAUCUGCAGAGUCCGAGUGGGCUCAACAGUGCUGGGCUGAACGAGCGCGAAGUCGAUGCCGUGGGCGCGGCGCAGGAGUUGCUGGACGCUGUCCUCCGGAUUGGACUGGAGAAGAACUACGACGACAAGAUACAGGAGCUGUACUAUCACGCCUCACGGACUUUGAAUGAUGCCAACGACGAAGUGCCAAUCCAGCUCAACGCGGAGGUCACAGUCAACGGAGCGCCGGUCAAAAUCGACCGCAAACAGAUCCCGGGGGAUACUGCGCGGCUAGUCGCAUCCAUCAAGCCCCUCACUCGCCUCCUGCUCACCGAAAGCGCGUUCCGCAUCCUGGUUUCGGAUAUCCUCACUACGACACGCGAGAUCGUCGCGGAAACCGCGUCCGAAAUCGGGCAGGCCGCGGCCAACGUGGAGGCUGCCGCAUUCAGCAUUGCCCAAGUGGCCACGACUGGGUCCGGCGGUGACGGAAAUGCGGCUAGCCAAGCAGAGGAAGCGGUAUUGGAGGUGAAAGAAGCGGCAGAGCGUGCUCAGGACGACAUUGCCGCCGUGGGUCUGCAAUCUGCAGAACGAGUCAAGGAGAACAUCAUUGAACGAAUACAACUCUCUGUCAGCCAGAUCCAAAGCCGUCCUGAAUACAAGGAUGCGAUGUCCACGGUGCUGCGGCUGCUGCAGAAAUACUCAGACAAGCUGGGAUCGUUGACAAAAGCAGCGUCUGACGAACAUGUUGCGGUUUCCGCUGAGAUCGAUAUGUCAGAGUCCUUCGCUGAAGCACUGGGAGACCUGAAGAUCCUCCUCGAGCGAUUCGCCUCGCACCACUCCCUAGACCCGUUGCUGCAUUCGUUCAAGGCGGCUAUUACAGAUGUGCUAGCAGCGCCGAACUCUGACUUGCGCGAGUACCUCUCCGUAGUGGGAGUCUGGUUCGAACGGGCACUGAGCGACCCGUCCUUUGCUCGAUCGGCGAAAGCCAAGCGUGGGGCGGAGGAGUUGUACGAUACGGGCAAGCUGCUGCUCGCGGCGCAAGAAAAUGCACGAUGGGCACGGGAUUUCCGGCAGAUGGUCUCGGAGGCACAGGCUUUCUCUGAUGCGCUCCAGACGGACAAGAGCACGCGACAGCUUUUACAGGCCAUCCAGCACACCGUCGCCGCCACCGAAGAUAUGUUCCUUAGCGUGAGAGGUAGAGGGUCGUGGCGGGACACGCUGAGGAGCAGGCUCCUCCGCUGGCUCAUCCCGCGAGUGCUCAAGAACAUCCGGAACUUGCCGAUGCCCCGGGUGGAGUACAAGUCGAAGACGCUCGAUGUCGCGGUCGACGCAGUGCUGCUGACACCGUCGUCGACCAGUGCAUCGCUGUCGCCCGACUCCGUGCUCGUGCAAAACUGGAAUGAAUUCAAGUUGGAUAUGACAGUCCCGGACGCUGUGCUUCAGGCCUCCAGUCGGACAAGGGCAAGGGUCGAGGGAGUGCGGUGCUCUGCACACGGAUUCGGGUACUUUGUCGACUACAAGGGGCCGCUCUCUUUCCUGCGAUAUUCUGACGAGGGCAUCAUCGACGUCGACAUUGGACAGCCGGGGGCCAGCGGCGAGGGAAUUGUGCUGGAUGUGGAUAUCGAGACCAUCGACGAGGAGCGGAGGACGCCGGGAGAACCGCUCUUCAAGGUCCGAGAUGUGACGGUCGACGUUCCAGGGCUGGCGUUCAACAUCCGACAUAGUCGACACUCCAUCCUCAACACCCUGCUCCUCCAACCGCUCUCAGCACCCGUCGUCCGGCUCGUCCUGCGGUCAGUACUAGAGCAACAAGUACACAGUGCCGUCGAGUGGGCGGAUCGAUUGGUGACUGCGGUGACUGAAGAGGCCGCGCGGAUCGGAGCAAGAAGGAAUGAAGAACCCACAAUACAAGACUACUACGCAGCUGCGUUAGCCACGGCACCCGCGUUCUUCGAGAGCUCGCCGUCGACGCAGCCCACUGGCACGUCGACGUCGCACACGGACGCUACAUUCAAAGGCAUCAUUCACACAACGAUGACCGUGCCCGAGAACAACGACGAUCCGGUCGAGGAGACGGUGCUCGCAGUGGGCGGAGGAGCGCAGCUGUUUCCCAACAAGGGCAUCCCAGAAUCAGCCGGCCCAUCGGUGCUGGAUACGGUCGUGGACGGGGCCCGCGAGCUCGUGGGGAAAGCGAAAGAACCGCUGCAGCAGCGGAGGAGCAGGCCUUGCGUGCGAGAAGCGAAUUCGACCGAGCGGAGCGCAGGAAGGAGGAGAGGGAGCAGUUCGAGCGGGUCAAGGGUGGCUGGCGGAGCAACGCGUUUGAUUGGACAGGAUCUACGUAGCAUGUGCAGCUGAAUCAGACUGGGAGGUUUUAGGCGGAAGCGGAACUGCGGUGACGUCCCCGUGUCUGAACAGGCGUCUGCCGGUCCUCGUGAUGCGCAGGACCGACUUGCAGUUCGGGUCUGGGCAGGCGACGUCGGUGUCCGUCGUGAUCCAGUCGUUCGCGUGCGAGACGCGCUGUUUCGCAGCGAGGAGCGAGAGGACUGCCGCUUGACGGGAGGUCAGCUUACAUGUCGGCGACGCAGGUAAUGGCACGACUUGCACAGCGAGUAGAUGGAGAAGCCCUGACCGGGGGGUAGAUGCAGCAUCUCCCCUUCGAGCGUAAAGUGGUCCCCUGGCUUGGCACCGCAGAGAAUGCGCUCUCCGGGUGGGCAUAUGACUUCGACGCGCAGAUCGUACAGCUCAAACGAAUCGUCCAUCAUAGUGCGAGUCUCAGUGACAGUGCGGAUAGAAACGCGAUCCACGUGACUACUAGGUGACAAAGACUGUUGGAUCAGAUCCCGAUUCGGAUAAUUAAAGUUCAUUUUCAACUAUUUACAAACUGUCACUGUUCGCGUCGAAAUCGACUGCCGGGCUGAAGUAACCCAGCUCCCUCGUCUCGCUGAGAUCGCGCGGAAGAAACGGAAUGGCGCCCGGGGCCGCGAACAUCCAGAACUGGCUCGCGGAGUUGUCUGCCGUCGGCGGAAGCAGCAGCACCUAGCCGGAAUGAUGUGAUUUCAGCGCCAAUGCUCAAUCGCUGCAGCAGGAAACGGCCGCUUGCCUCGGAUCCAGCGUCAGGGUUGUACGUCCACACCGAUCCGUCCGGUGCGCCAAUCUGCGCGCAAAAUAGGGAGGAUGAGCGUCGGCAGACGAGAGGAGUGGCUGGGGUUUUGGUUGGCUCACCGUCCAGUAGUCGAUGUGCGAGUCGGGGAUCAUCCCGCCGUCGCCCGGGAAGUCGGCCGUUCCGGAUAGCACGAGCGCGAACGUGCUGGACCUGUUGGCGGUCGUGCCGAUGUACUGGCCCUGCGCGCGCGAGAAGAAGAUCGAGUGAGUUAAUGCCAUUCACGGCGAUGCGGAGGAACGGAAACGCGUGUCACCUGUCCAGGGGUUACUUGCGCCCACCGGCCGGCAUCGACGCUGUGCAUGGUGAUCCCGUCGAGCGCGCCCGGGGGUGUGAGGACGUCCCACUGCAGUAUGUUGCUCGUCAGCCGUGGGGCUCUGCGCAGCGCGUGGACGUGGACGUACGAGGCUGUGGCCCCCCGAGAACGCGGGCGGGACGUACACGCGGCUGUGCGCCGCGUCGACGGAGACCGGCGCGUACGGGUGCGCGAGGUUGACGACGUGGUACUGCCCCGGCUUCAGCUGGGUCUGGGGGGGGGGGCGUGGGCAUAGUCAGUCUCGAGCGGAUGGCCACGUAUGGGGGAACCGACCGCAAAAAGGCCGUGGACGAGCAGGAGCGAGGUCAAGAUCUGGGCGAACAUGGUCCUGAGUGUGUGUAUCCUCCGAGUGGGCGUUGCGAACAACAGCUGAGGCCCACCCCGCUUGGGGCGGUCGAGGUUUAUAUACUCCCACUCAGGAAAAUAAUACUUAGGAUUCAUCGAUCAGCGGAGGAUCGGCUCUCGCUUCGGCGAGCGUACAUAAGAGAAGCGAAGCAAGACGGAGGUGGAGAAUCCUCCGCUGCGGUAAGCGCCCCACGGAGGUCUCCGCACGGCGGGCUUCCCCGGUUUAGGCUCGCCACGGGUGCGGAGGCUCGAGAGGAA
This is a messenger RNA of Mycena citricolor, 7178 nucleotides long. The record is from the annotation of a GenBank genome assembly. NCBI's taxonomy places the organism in Eukaryota, Fungi, Basidiomycota, Agaricomycetes, Agaricales, Mycenaceae.